This is a messenger RNA of Echinops telfairi (small Madagascar hedgehog), 1449 nucleotides long. It is a transcript of the gene EPSTI1, whose product is annotated as epithelial stromal interaction 1. NCBI's taxonomy places the organism in Eukaryota, Metazoa, Chordata, Mammalia, Afrosoricida, Tenrecidae. The record is from RefSeq and is a predicted model, not a curated record. The transcript has 12 exons. Bases 1 to 948 code for a protein of 315 amino acids.
AUGUACACUCACAGUAAGGUGGUGGGCUCCAGGCUUGGGGCCACCCCUGCCCCGCGACCCGACCCGGACCCCUCUGCGCGACGCCAGGAGCUGGACCCCCUGCGGGCCCAGAAGCUGGGCUCCGAGGCCGAGAACCCCUGGAGAGAGAGCUCCAAGUUCACUGGCCAGGGACCCCAGCACACUGGAGCAUAUACCUUGAUAACACCAAAUGAAACCCGGAGACGCAAGCUACAAAGGAUUGCUGAGAAGGAGCUGAAAGACCUGGAGGAAUGGAAGGAACAAAACAGAGCUAAGCCACUUAACCUGGUGCCAAGACGGCUAGGUGGAAGCCAAUCAGAAGCUGAAGUGAGGCAGAAACAACAACUCCAACUGAUGCAAUCUAAAUACCAGCAAAAGCUAAAAAGGGAAGAAUCUGUAAGACUGAAGAAGGCAGCUGAGGAAGCUGAUAUCCAAAAAAUGAAGGCCAUUCAGCGAGAGAAGAGCAACAAACUAGAAGAGAAAAAGAGUCUUCAAGACAAACUCAGAAGAGACGCGUUUAGAGAGCAUCACCAAUACAAAACUGCUGAAUUCUUGAGCCAACUGGACACAGAGUUCCCCAACCGAAGCGCCUGGCCAAUCGCUCCUCGGGACCCACAACCCUCAACAUGGAAACUUCCAGUCCUGGCCAAGGAGAGCACCUGGGCCAGAAGCCAGGCUUACAAAGAUUCUCUGAAGGAAGAAGAAAGCCGAAAUUUGCAAAAAAUGAAGGCUGAACAACGCCGGAAGAGUGAAUUAUUGGAACUUAAACGACAGCAACAAGAAGAAGAAAGAGCCCAAAGCCAACACACUGAACAUAGGAGGGUAAAUAAUGCUUUCCUGGACCGACUCCAAGGCGCAAGUCGACCAGGUGGCCUCGAGCAGUCUGGAGGCUAUUGGAAUAUGAAUCGUGGAAACAGCUGGGGGAUGUGAGGGACACUGACUUCCGCCUGGCCUUCACCAAGUGCCCUCAACACACCUCAAAGAGAGGCCUUUCCUGUGUGUGGUUUUUGUUCGGCCUUCUGGUGCUUGCUUUGUCUUCGGCUGCCCCAGUUCAACUCCUCUUGUCCGCAGUGCAUGUGUCUUUGCGAGAGCGGGUUCCUGCACUCAUAUGGAAUCUCUACAGCCAGCAUGUGUCACACCGUUUUUCUAAUCACCUCGACCAGUGCCUGCAAGCGGCAUCCCAACCACUGUGAGGGUGGUAGAGAAGGAGAAGGGACCCCUUUGGUCCCUUCAGAGCAGCGAGAGCUGGGCGCCCAAAGGCUGACACUUGUCUACUCCUCAGGUCAGGUUUGGGGAAGGGUGAAGGUCUACAGAUGUUUAAUUUUUGUCUUCUUAAUCCAGUGUCCAUGCACAAGCAAAGGGAAACUGAAUCUUUUAUAUGUACUCUUUGAAUCAGAUGGAUCAAUAAAUUUGGAGGCUAGUCCCAUAGAA